Molecule: messenger RNA, 2672 nt
Organism: Sus scrofa (pig)
Lineage: Eukaryota; Metazoa; Chordata; Mammalia; Artiodactyla; Suidae
Gene: PRPH2
Product: peripherin 2
Biological process (GO): visual perception
Cellular component (GO): plasma membrane
Source: RefSeq, a predicted model, not a curated record
AUGGCACUGCUGAAAGUCAAAUUUGACCAGAAGAAGCGGGUCAAGUUGGCCCAAGGGCUUUGGCUCAUGAACUGGCUUUCUGUGUUGGCUGGUAUCAUCAUCUUCGGCUUAGGGCUGUUCCUAAAGAUUGAACUCCGGAAGAGGAGCGAUGUGAUGGACAAUUCCGAGAGCCACUUUGUGCCCAAUUCCUUGAUAGGGAUGGGGGUGCUGUCCUGUGUCUUCAACUCUCUGGCUGGCAAGAUCUGCUAUGAUGCCCUGGAUCCUGCCAAGUAUGCCAAGUGGAAACCCUGGCUGAAGCCAUACCUGGCCGUGUGUGUCCUCUUCAACGUCACCCUCUUCCUGGUGGCCCUCUGCUGCUUCCUCCUGCGGGGCUCCCUGGAGAGCACCCUGGCCCACGGGCUCAAGAACGGCAUGAAGUUCUACCGGGACACAGACACCCCCGGCAGGUGUUUCAUGAAGAGGACCAUCGACAUGCUGCAGAUUGAGUUCAAAUGCUGUGGCAACAAUGGCUUUCGGGACUGGUUUGAGAUCCAGUGGAUCAGCAACCGCUAUCUGGAUUUUUCCUCCAAAGAAGUCAAAGAUCGCAUCAAGAGCAACGUGGAUGGGCGGUACCUGGUGGAUGGUGUCCCCUUCAGCUGCUGCAACCCCAACUCGCCACGGCCCUGCAUCCAGUACCAGCUCACCAACAACUCGGCACACUACAGCUAUGACCACCAGACGGAGGAGCUCAACCUGUGGGUGCGAGGCUGCAGGGCUGCCCUGCUGAGCUACUACAGCAACCUCAUGAACACCGUGGGUGCUGUGACGCUGCUCGUCUGGCUCUUGGAGGUGACCAUCACCAUCGGGCUGCGGUACCUGCACACGGCACUGGAAGGUGUGUCCAACCCCGAAGACCCCGAGUGUGAGAGCGAGGGCUGGCUUCUGGAGAAGAGCGUGCCGGAGACCUGGAAGGCCUUCCUGGAGAGCGUGAAGAAGCUGGGCAAGGGCAACCAGGUGGAAGCCGAGGGCGGGGAUGCAGGCCAGGCGUCAGAGGCUGGCUGACGGCCCCGGGUCCUCCCCUCUGGACGCUGAGUAGUGGACUCCAGGAAAUGCGGAUACCCCCUCGCCCAACCUGAAUCUCCCAAGGAGGGCGGCCCACCUCACAGAGACCCUUCUGGAUGGUGGGACUUAAAAUUGGGUCCGGUCCCUAAAAACUUCUGUUGAACGGCUGUCUCAAAAUGUGAGUGACUGAGCCCCGCUCAGGCCCACUGCCCCAGGACACACCCUCACGGUGGACGUCGGGGGCCUCUUGGCAGGUGACUCUUCAUGGCACAGGAAUUCGGUUCCAGCCUGAGGCUCCUGGCCACACUUCAGGGCUGCUCCCCUUUAAAGAGCUGGCCGUCAUGAUCAGCUCCAAGUUGCUUCAUUCUAUGUCCAAAGUGUCACUUGGUGCAUAAGCACAGGAGUCUGAAAAAUGUAUUGGCCGUGCUGUCAUUUUUUUUCAAAUGCCAAGAUUGACAGGUCAGCCAUUUUAUUUGUGUGGUUACAGAAGGUGGGGAACAGUGAACAGUUUUCUAAGAGUAGGGGUCUCUCCAGAGCAGUGACAACUCAAAAGGGGAAUUCUCAAUCCUGAGGCAAGAGAAUUAAAGAGAGGGGAUUAUUUCCUCCAGCAACACCACAGCUUUUGUGACCUUCACAAGCCCUCGGUCACCAGCCAGGAGUGAGCUAUGGGCUGAGGGAGGCAGGUGGUUGGCUUGUUCCAGCUGAAGUGCUGGGUGACCUCCUUCGGCUUGUCUGUGGAAGCACUGGCUUAGACGGCUGCCCUUCUGUGGAAAAAGAGCAGCAGUCAGACAAGAGUCCACCCUUUGGAGACCAGCCCCUGAGGACAACACUAUCUACAGUGGAGGGCAGAGUCCUCUGCGAGUGUCAUCCUGCUUCUUUCCCCAGAUACCUAUCCUGCAAAGUGAUUAUUUCCCGAAUACUUUUGCAUUACAGAGUCUUUGAGACAGCUCGUCUUCCCACGCUAGCAACUGUGAGAGAAGUUUUCCCUUCCCUCCGGAAAGAGAGAAAAAGGAAGAUUAUAGGGGAAAGAGAAUGAUUUCAUUGCUGUGCUAAGAUGUUUCAGUGUGGAGGAAACAAGACUUCUGGUGCUGCCUGGGGGGUGUUCUGGGGCUCUAACUCUCCCAGGCUUAAGACCAGAUCAAAGAUGUUUGGACAUUCUGUCCAACUUUGGGCCCAGGUUUAAUUCAACUAGAGUGUGGAGACCAAGGGAUGAGUCACAUGGACGAUGCUGAGGGAGUCGGCUCCUCUGACCAGGAUCCCAGAGUUUUCCCCACUCGGGAGCACUGUGAACCAUCGAGGAAAUGCCACUCUAAGCCCACGUGCGUAACGAUGCUGUUGACAGCUGUACGAUAGACAUUAAAAACUAUAUUGUAUGAAAAUAGCCCUUGUUAAAUGCCUGUCUUAAGUGUAUGUGCUACAUGUAUGGAUCACAGGAUCCCUGAUUCUUGCUAAUAUUUAUUAACAAAAGCAAACCUGACACUGAAAGGAAGUACUCUUAACGAUCAGGAUGUCACCUCUCUCCCUCUUGCUCUCUUAUCUGCAAGAAUGGGGACCAUCAGGUAACCCAAAUCAUCUCGGAGUUCCUGUCGUGGCUCAGCAGAAAUGAAUCUGACUAGUAUUCAUGAGGAUGC